AUGGGAAAAGGUAAAAAUAAAGUAUCAGAUGAAAGAGCUACUAAGUCUCGAAUCUCAAAUGGCCACAAGUCGAAACAACACCAUCAUAAGAGAGGAAGACAAGAGAUAGGUGUGAAAAGUUCCAAGGUCGCUAACUUCCCAGUGAAAUUGGCCAUGUGGGAUUUCGACCAUUGUGACCCUAAGAGAUGUAGUGGGAAAAAAUUAGAAAAGUUGGGUUUCAUAACUAAUUUAAGAGUCGGUCAAAAGUUUUCUGGUAUAAUUGUUUCGCCAAACGGAAAGUCCGUAGUUUCUCCAGCUGAUCGUGAAAUAGUAGAAAAUUUUGGCAGCGCAGUUGUGGAAUGUUCUUGGGCAAGAUUAGAAGAAAUACCGUUUGAAAAAAUCGGAGGAAAGCACGAAAGGUUGUUGCCGUAUUUGGUAGCUGCUAAUCCAGUGAAUUACGGUCGACCCUGGAAGCUUAAUUGUGCUGAGGCUUUAGCUGCAUGUUUUGCGAUAGUAGGGCACAUUGAGUGGGCCGAAACUUUACUCGAUAACUUUUCAUGGGGUCCUGCUUUCUUGAAAAUUAACAAAGAAAUUCUUGAAUUAUACUCCUCGUGUACUAGUUCUGAAUCGGUCCUGAAAACCCAAGAAGAAUGGUUGCAAAAGAUUGAAGAGGAAGCAGCGGAAAGAAAGCGGACUAAUCAAAACGGCGAUGUCUGGAUGACAGGGAAUGUCAAUAAGCUUUGUAAUAAUGCACUUGAUAGUGAUAUAUAUGACAGCUCAAGCGAAGAAGAAAAAGACGAGAAAUAUAAUAAUGCUGAUGAUGAUAGAAAAGUCCAUCGUGAGCCAAGGAAGGUUUUCGAAAAAGGGACGCUGUCUUGUUCCGAUCUGGAAGGAGAAGAUGGAUCAAUAAUUGAGCUUUCCAAGACUAUGUCAAAAAAAUCUGGUUCAAGUUCGCAAGAAGAAAAAGUAUAUGACAAACUAGGUAAUUUAGUUAUUUAG
Priceomyces carsonii is the source of this 978-nucleotide messenger RNA. RefSeq names its product ribosome biogenesis protein TSR3. The transcript has a single exon. Lineage: Eukaryota; Fungi; Ascomycota; Pichiomycetes; Serinales; Debaryomycetaceae. Gene Ontology annotation, molecular function: rRNA small subunit aminocarboxypropyltransferase activity. Bases 1 to 978 code for a protein of 325 amino acids. The record is from RefSeq and is a predicted model, not a curated record. Gene Ontology annotation, biological process: maturation of SSU-rRNA.